This is a messenger RNA of Diachasmimorpha longicaudata, 468 nucleotides long. RefSeq lists its product as uncharacterized. NCBI's taxonomy places the organism in Eukaryota, Metazoa, Arthropoda, Insecta, Hymenoptera, Braconidae. Gene Ontology annotation, biological process: mitochondrial respiratory chain complex IV assembly. The transcript has a single exon. Bases 188 to 466 code for a protein of 92 amino acids. Gene Ontology annotation, cellular component: mitochondrial intermembrane space. The record is from RefSeq and is a predicted model, not a curated record.
CAUCAGUUUUUUUCACGAAAUAAAUCCUCCUCCCAGUGGUGUCUAAGAAACUCCCUGUAAACUCCUGGUAAAAUCUGUGCUCAAGUGUCGAAAAAAACCUGAUAAAUCCACGAAAUAUCGAGUGGCAGCUGGAGGAGAACAAUAUUCGUUGACAGAGAAGCCUUGAUGUCCGUGCCACCACCUGGUGAUGUCAUCAUACACGUUCUCACAGAAGAUAAUCACCCCAAUACCCCCUCAGAAGGGUAGUUUUCCCCUGGAUCAUGAGGGCUAUUGCAAAAUACCGAUGAUAAAGUACAUGCGUUGUCUUCACACCAACAAAAACGAUAACAACAAAUGUCGAGAGGAUGCCAAAGAGUAUCUUGGGUGUAGGAUGGAAAAUAACCUCAUGAGCCGUGAGGAAUGGUCGAAGCUUGGAUUUCACGAUGUUGAUAGUGUUGAAGAGGACAAAACAACAAAGAACACAUAACC